Phalacrocorax carbo (great cormorant) is the source of this 3001-nucleotide messenger RNA. NCBI's taxonomy places the organism in Eukaryota, Metazoa, Chordata, Aves, Suliformes, Phalacrocoracidae. The record is from RefSeq and is a predicted model, not a curated record.
CCCAGCUAGCUCAUUUCCCCAGCUCCUUUCUCACCGCUCGGACGUCUGGUAAGGGUCCUGUGCUGGUUCAGCCAUGGACUGGGUGCUGGGGGGGAUCCUGCUUGCCUGGGUGUCGGUGGCUUGGGUGAGAGGGGCUGAGCAGUCCCAGGAACUGUCCCCUGCAGAGUUUCUGGAGUGCAAGAAGGCCCUGAAGCUCCCAACUCUGGAAGUCCUGCCGGGGUGGGGCUGGGAUAACCUCAGGAAUUUGGAUAUGGGCAGAGUCAUCAGUCUGGGCUACUCGCUGUGUAAGACCACAGAAGAUGGAUCUUAUAUCAUCCCAGAUGAGGUCUUCACUAUCCCUCGCAAGCAGAGCAACCUGGACAUUAACUCCGAGAUCAUCGAGUCCUGGAAAGAUUACCAAAGCAUCACCUCUGCCUCCAUCAACCUGGAGCUGUCCCUCCUCUCCUCCAUCAAUGGCAAGUUCUCCUACGACUUCCACCGGACCAAGACUCACCAAGUUAAAGACCAUGCUGUCACCACCCGAGUACAAGUCAGGAACCUGGUUUACACUGCUAAGAUCGACCCAGGGGCAGUUCUGGACAAGGGCUUCAAGAAGCAGCUGAUGAUGAUUGCCAGCCACCUGGAGAACAACCAAACACGGAUGGCUGAUUUUCUGGCCGAGGUGCUGGUGCUUAACUAUGGCACCCACACAAUCACCUCUGUGGAUGCCGGAGCCAGCUUGGUGCAGGAGGAUCAGAUCAAGACAACUUUCCUGAAGGACAGCUGGGCCACACGGAGUGCUGUCACGGCCUCAGCUGGCGUGGCCUUCCACAGCAUCAUCAAUGUGAAAAACGAGGAGUCCCUGGACGUCAGCUCUGGCUUCACCAAGCAGUAUCUGGAGAACCGCACCAACUCCAGGGUAGAGAGCAUUGGCGGUACCCCCUUUUACCCAGGCAUCACCCUCAAGACCUGGCAGGAAGGGAUCCGAAACCAGCUAGUGGCUCUUGACCGCUCAGGGCUGCCCCUGUACUUCUUCAUUAACCCCAGCAACCUGCCAGAGCUGCCAACCCCCACGGUGAAGAAGCUGGCCAGGCGAGUGGAGAUGGCUAUCCGCCGCUACUACACCUUCAACACCUACCCAGGCUGCACUGAUGCCACCUCACCCAACUUCAACUUCCAUGCCAAUGCUGAUGAUGGCUCCUGUGAGGGUGCCAUGACCAACUUCACCUUCGGGGGAGUCUUCCAGGAGUGUGCUGGGCUGGCUGGCCCCGACACCAGCACACUGUGCCGGGGGCUGGAGCAGAGGAACCCCCUCACUGGGGCUUUCUCCUGCCCCACCACCUACACUCCUGUGCUGCUGGGCGUGCAGGAGCGGGAGGAGGGCCACAGCCAUCUAGAGUGCCACAAGAAGUGCAUUCUGGGUGUCUUCUGCCACCGUGAGUGCCAGGAUGUCUUCUGGCUCUCCCGGGUGCAGUUCAGUGCCUACUGGUGUGCUACAAGUGGCUCGGUGGCCCCAGGCUCGGGGUACCUCUUUGGGGGGCUGUUCAGCACCCACAGCAUCAACCCCAUCACUGGUGCUCAGUCCUGCCCCUCGGGGUACUUCCCACUGAAGCUGUUCGAUGAGCUCAGGGUGUGCGUGAGCCAGGAUUACGAAGGGGGCAUCCAGUAUGCAGUGCCCUUUGGCGGCUUCUUCAGCUGCCAGGCAGGGAACCCCUUGGCAGGGCGGCACCAGGGCACUGCUGAGGACCCCCAUGCCAAGAGCUGCCCCCCAGGCUUCAGCCAGCACUUGGCGCUCAUCAGUGACAGCUGCCAGGUGGAUUACUGCGUCCAGGCUGGCAUCUUCACGGGGGGUUCGCUGCCACCUGCCCGCCUCCCACCCUUCACCCGGCCCCCCACCAACCUGCCACCCAUUGACACUGUGCUGGUGAGCAGUGGGGAUGGGGACAAUGCCUGGGUCAGGGAUGGGCAGACCCACGUGUGGCGGCUGGCCCAGCCAGAAGAGACCCAGCAUGUUGCAGAGAUGGUGAGGGGCCGGGGGCUGACAGGGGGCGAGGUGGCUGGCAUCACCAUGGCAGUCCUGGCAGGGCUGGCCACCAUCCUGGCGACAGUCUGCUACAGCCACAGGAGGUACAAGGCAAGGGGGUAUCGUGCAAUGGGCGAGGGGGACGGCCUGGCUGCUGUGAGCCCAAAGGACAGCACUGUGCUGAGUGUGGGUGAGGGGUACCAGCAAGAGCCGGAGGGGUCGAUGGCAUGAGCGUUCCUCCCACCGCCCUCCAGUUGCCAGGCAAUGCCUUGUGCCCCAAACCCAGACAAAGCCCCCUGCCCACCCCCCUUUCCAGGAGCAAAGCUGCGCAGUGCCACCAGCCCCCUGCCCCUCACCCCCUGCAGCCAAGGGUCCCCGUCCUCACAGAGGCCCCAGGCUUACCCCUCCAUGGGCCAACACAUGCUCUCACCCUCCACCAGAUCCCCAAGCUCUAGCCUCGAGCACCUGGGAGGCUCCACGGCCUUUCAGACAUCCCUCCCUGCCUGACCGUGGAGGCCAACCCCUCAUCACAACCCACCAUAAUAGCCCUCUGCCAGCCCCUGCAGCUCCAUGGCUGCAUCUCCCUGCUCCACCCAGUCCCAAGUCUUUGACCCUUCAGAGAUAAGUGAGUUUCCCCUCCACUGCAAGCCAUGCCCCAGCAGUUCCCCAACCCCAAAACAAAAAAAAAAAGGACCCAGGGCCCUUCAGCAAGGUACUGGGAUGCCCAUGGAGAACAAAAUGCUAAGCACUGUCAUCCUCUUACCCUCAGGAUGGCUCCAAAAAGCCAGGGGAAGCUGUGCAACUCCCCUAACCUCCCCCAAAACACAGGGACACCAGCAGGACUCAAGCACAUUCACGGUAGAGACUUGCUACUUACAAAAACAUUGGGUCAGGAUGCAUGCGGGGUGCCUGACUCCUGUGAGAAGACCCCCAGCGCCCCAACCACAGAGAGCCCCCCCCCCCCCAGCUACUGCAGGUACCCAGGGCCAGCACAGACAG